AUGUUACUCCACAGCACACAGGAUCCCAGACGAGGGUGCUCCACUGCUACGGUUGUCAGCUGGGCUGCCUCUUUGAUCUCCGGGGACACCGGCUGGAUGCUGGGGUCUUGCUUCCGUCUGGAUGGCUGGUCUCUCGCCACCCUCUGCCCAGAACCGUGCUGCCUCUCGCUCCUACCCUCUGCCCAAAACCGUGCUGCCUCUUGCUCCCACCCUCCGCCCAGAACCGUGCUGCCUCUCGCUCCCACCCUCCGCCCAGAACCGUGCUGCCUCUCGCUCCCACCCUCUGCCCAGAACCGUGCUGCCUCUCGCUCCCACCCUCCGCCCAGAACCGUGCUGCCUCUUGCUCCUACCCUCUGCCCAAAACCGUGCUGCCUCUCCGCCCAGAACCAUGCUGCCUCUCGCUCUCACCCUCUGCCCAGAACCGUGCUGCCUCUCGCUCCUACCCUCUGCCCAAAACCGUGCUGCCUCUCGCUCCCACCCUCUGCCCAGAACCGUGCUGCCUCUCGCUCCUACCCUCUGCCCAAAACCAUGCUGCCUCUCGCUCCCACCCUCUGCCCAGAACCGUGCUGCCUCUGGCUCCAACCCUCUGCCCAGAACCGUGCUGCCUCUCGCUCCAACCCUCUGCCCAGAACCAUGCUGCCUCUCGCUCCCACCCUUCGCCCAGAACCGUGCUGCCUCUCGCUCCCACCCUCUGCCCAGAACCGUGCUGCCUCUCGCCCCUACCCUCUGCCCAAAACAGUGCUGCCUCUUGCUCCCACCCUCUGCCCAGAACCGUGCUGCCUCUGGCUCCCACCCUCUGCCCAGAACCGUGCUGCCUCUCGCUCCAACCCUCUGCCCAGAACCGUGCUGCCUCUCGCUCCAACCCUCUGCCCAGAACCGUGCUGCCUCUCGCUCCCACCCUCUGCCCAGAACCGUGCUGCCUCUCGCUCCCACCCUCCACCAGAACCACGCUGCCUCUCGCACCCACUCUCCGCCCAGAACCAUGCUGCCUCUCGCUCCCACCCUCCGCCCAGAACCGUGCUGCCUCUCGCUCCCACCCUCCGCCCAGAACCGUGCUGCCUCUCGCUCCCACCCUCUGCCCAGAACCGUGCUGCCUCUCGCUCCUACCCUCUGCCCAAAACCGUGCUGUCUCUCGCUCCCACCCUCUGCCCAAAACCACGCUGCCUCUCCGCCCAGAACCGUGCUGCCUCUCGCUCCCACCCUCCGCCAGAACUACGCUGCCUCUCCGUCCAGAACCGUGCUGCCUCUCGCUCCCACCCUCCGCCAGAACCACGCUGCCUAUCGCUCCCACCAAGAACCGUGCUGCCUCCCGCUUCCACCCUCCUCCCAGAACCGUGCUGCCUCCCGCUCCCACCAAGAACCGUGCUGCCUCCCGCUUCCACCCUCCUCCCAGAACCGUGCUGCCUCCCGCUCCCACCGCCCAGAACUGUGCUGCCUCUCGCUCCCACCCUCUGCCAAGAACCGUGCUGCCUCUCGUCUCCACCCUCUGCCCAGAACCGUGCUGUCUCCCACUCCACCCAGAACUGUUCUGUCUCCCGCACCCACCCUCUGCCCAGAACCGUGCUGCCUCUUGCUCCCAACCCAAGAAAAUAA
This is a messenger RNA of Rana temporaria (common frog), 1593 nucleotides long. RefSeq names its product mucin-2-like. The record is from RefSeq and is a predicted model, not a curated record. Bases 1 to 1593 code for a protein of 530 amino acids. NCBI's taxonomy places the organism in Eukaryota, Metazoa, Chordata, Amphibia, Anura, Ranidae. The transcript has 2 exons.